This is a messenger RNA of Gadus chalcogrammus (walleye pollock), 1815 nucleotides long. RefSeq names its product pleckstrin homology-like domain, family A, member 3 (gene phlda3). The coding region runs from base 334 to 759 and encodes 141 amino acids. Gene Ontology annotation, molecular function: phosphatidylinositol phosphate binding. Gene Ontology annotation, biological process: positive regulation of apoptotic process. The transcript has 2 exons. Lineage: Eukaryota; Metazoa; Chordata; Actinopteri; Gadiformes; Gadidae. The record is from RefSeq and is a predicted model, not a curated record.
AGAGGAGCUGGGCAUGUACAAACAUAUCCUGCCCUUCUCCACAUUUAAGCGAUCAGCCAGUUUAGGAGUGUGUACAAAGACUAGGCUACUCUGGGAAGCCGUAUUAUAUUAGGGUUGUUGAUUUUCUGUUGUUAUCCUCUGGUAAAUGAUUUGAACUCCUAGCUCACAGGGAAACUUUUAUUUUUCUUCAAUAGUGGAUUAACGAAGGUUGACAACAUCUGGAACAUCCAGCGCACAUUUCUCCUUGUUAUGGAAGGACUACACACUAGGCGACCGCUUUCAUAAUUUCAUUUAUUAACAAGCGGUUUAUUCAUAGACUACUUCUUUGCAGUUAUGUCCCUUCCGGCCAAAGUGAUCAGAGAUGGACUUUUGGAGAAGCGCAGCAGCGGUCUGCUCCAGCUGUGGAAGAAGAAGCGCUGUGUGCUCACGGAGGACGGCUUGCGCCUGCACAAGUGUAGGAGCGCCGGCAGCGGCAGCGACGCGCAGACCGCUGCGUUCGGCUCCAAGGCUAAAGAGCUGCGCUUCGAGCGCAUGGCCACCGUGGACUGCGUGGAGUACAAACGCGGGCUGGUGUACUUCACGGUCGUCAUGGCCCCCGGAAAGGAGAUUGACUUCAGGUGCCCCCAGGAGGGGACCUCUUGGAACGCGGAGAUAGCGUUGGCGCUGGUGCGAUACAAGAACCUCCAGGCAGUGCAGACCGGGAAGAACCGCCACCUGUCCUCCUCCUCGUCCCACAUAGGGGAUGGCGAGGAGCUGUGAGGGGUCAGAAGGGGGAGAACCUGAAGAGCGAACACAGACGUUUUCUGGGAGAAGACCCAUGGACAGGAGGCAUGGAUUCGAGGCCCCAUGAUGCCGGAUGAUUCCACUCGCCGUUUCAUUCGAUUCCUGAGCUUGGAUGAUGACAUAAUGAUGAAGAUGUACACACACACACACACACACUCCCUUACAAGGAAUGUUUGCUGAUUCCCAGAACAUUGGUCUUCAGGGCCAGCAGGCUGAAGCCAAAUGGGCAGUUUGGUUGAAAUGAAGUGCUUCCGUUGUUGUCUUGUUUUUUCCAAGACUCAGUGUGUGAAGAUUUGACCCAGACACUGCCCACCUACGAUAGACUGGGAGCGAGGGAGUGAUCCGUCUCGGAGCUGGGCUGCUGUAUUCUACCAGUGCGUGGAUGUCCCUGAAGAGAUAGUUAUUUCUUAACAGGAACACUCUUAAUUCAUUUGGAGCGUUCAUUCUUAAAUGAAAUGGUUGUACUGUUUGCCACCAUACGAUAUGUAUUUAUGCACAGACGUUACGCUGAGGCUUUUAAUGGGUAUGCAUGCCACAAUAUUAGUAUUCACCUCGUAUCCAACAUUUGAUAAAAAAAAAUACACAAACCAGUAUUAUAUUCUAAUAAAAAUAUAUAUUAUGAAAGCGUCACUUUUUCAGGCCUGGUUUCGAUUGUUCUCGGGGUGGAGUCAAUAAACACAGAGUAAACAUAAAGACACAGAGAGAGAUGAGCAAAAUAGGACGGAGAGAGGAGAGAGCAGUUCACAAACCACUACAACGGCUCAGGUCUCGUUCAGCCUCCGACAAUGAGCGACUGUGGCGUCAGGCAGUAAGAGAAAAUGGCGGGCCUCAUCUGGUUCCAAUUAUGGUUGUAACCUUGUUAUUAUGACUGCUGGAGGAUAGGCAGAGUAAACACCGUGGACGGGGUGCUGUGCUGGAGUCAGGAUGGCUGCUGGUGCUUUCUGAUCUUCUCGGGGACUGUUUGGGGCUCUUAAUGAAAAGCACCACGGGGCCCCAGGCAUAAACACCCACCCACGUGCACGAGGUCAGCCC